This is a messenger RNA of Cydia pomonella (codling moth), 3420 nucleotides long. RefSeq names its product pancreatic lipase-related protein 3-like. Gene Ontology annotation, biological process: lipid metabolic process. NCBI's taxonomy places the organism in Eukaryota, Metazoa, Arthropoda, Insecta, Lepidoptera, Tortricidae. The coding region runs from base 643 to 1548 and encodes 301 amino acids. The transcript has 7 exons. Gene Ontology annotation, molecular function: lipase activity. The record is from RefSeq and is a predicted model, not a curated record.
AUAAUAAGCGCUUAUUAAUGUCAAAAUAAGGACUCAAAAAGUGAGAUUAAGUUCAGGUUAAUAUGUAUAUUAUGGGAUUUCUGAUUGAACUUGAGUUUUUUGUUCAUUAAAAUUACAAUACUGAUAGCUUUUAUUAUUCAUUAAAUUAACGUGAAAGUGCGCAGCUAAUGAAAAAAUUAGUCUUGAAAUGCAUUUAACCAUUAUUUAGCCGAUAACCGGCAAUCCCUAGUGGCAGUCGUGGCCGUGGGUAUUUGUAAAACCCGGACGCGAGUGCGAGCCCUAGUUUGAAUAGUGCUCCAAGAAAUUGGGAUCGCAACACAUCCUACGACAUAGUAAGCAAAGUCACUGAUUUACUUAUUGCUAGGGACCGAAUCGGACGGCAUCGGCAGAAAACAUGGGGCGGAGAUAGUUGUUAUUGUACCAAUAUUGCUUAAUGUGGAAGAUAAUUUGUAAAUUUAAUUCGUUUUCUUUUAAUAAGAAUUAUUUUAUUCCUCACCAAUAACAACUGAAACAUAACAUAAAUAUAAACUAACUUAUCUAAAUAAACUAAAACUACAAAUAAAUUAAAAUGAACACUUAAAGUUUUCACCUUAUUUAGUUUUCAGCUACGCAAGAGCGCAACAAGGGUGCGUAACGCCGCCGAUGGAAUGCCCCAACGAAAAUAUUACAUUCUGGCUCUACACGAAGGCCAACGAAGACAAGCCACAUCAAGUACAAGCCAUGGACGCAGACUCCAUCAAAUCAGCGCCGUGGGUCGCGGACGCUCCCGUCAAGAUCCUGAUCCACGGGUACACAGGCGACAAAGACUUUUCACCGAGCAAGGAAAUACGACCAGCGUACAUGAAAUGCUGCAACUACAACGUAAUCAGCGUGGACUACAAUCCCAUCGCGCGCGAGCCAUGCUACUUCCAGGCCGCACGGAACACGGAACUGGUCGGCAAAUGCACGGCCCAACUCAUCGACCAACUGGUUACACAACACGGCUUCGAUUUGAAGAAGUUCCACAUCAUCGGCUUCAGUCUUGGAGGACAAACGGCUGGAUUGACUGCAAACUUUUUGACAAGUGGGAAGUUGGAAAGGUUAUCCGCUCUUGACCCAGCCAUGCCCUUGUUUGUCACCGAAGAUAAGAAUAAAAAGGUGGACUCUGGCGACGCUAAGUACGUAGACUGCCUGCACACUAACGCGCUGGAGAAGGGCAAGCUGGAGACCUGCGGCGUGUCCGACUGGUUCCCCAACGGAGGGCUCACCCAGCCCGGUUGUUUGCCUACGAAGGAACAAACUAAAUCAGGCUGCGACCACGCUAGAGCUCCGGCGUAUUACGCAGAAUCCAUAACCACCGACGUCGGCUUCUACGGUACCAAGUGCCACUCGUGGUUCUCCUACAUGAUCGGGUGGUGCAACCAUGUGUCAUCUGAUAACGACGAGUUGUAUGGAGAAUGGAUGUCACUUAACGCUUCAGGCCUAUACUUCUUCGUGACCAACUCCGAGUCACCGUACGCCCGUGGUCGCAACAAGAAAGAGUCACCCAGAAGUAUUUUUAACCGAUAGCAUUUGUAAAAGUAUGUUUAGCAGCUUCAACGUAAUUUAUUUAAAUACUUAAAUGUAUAACUGUAGAUGUAAAUAAGUAAAGCAUUUCAUCCUUACAAAUAAAGUACAUAUUUAUAGUUAAAAGCACAUAUUUAAAUAAAACUAUAAGUAAUUAUAUUUUUUGUAUUUGCUGUGUCCCUCUUUGUUAUAAAUAGUUUGACCUGCAAGCAAACAGUAGACCAUGAUAGGAAUAUAAGAGAAUGAUAUGUAUGUAUGGUAUUAUUAUGGUUAUUUUAUGUACGUAAGGUUUAGAGACCUUGCGUAAUCAAUGAUUACCAAAAAAUAUUAUUUACAUGUGCGAAAUCAUUGUUGCCCAGCUGCUUCAAACAUGAGGAAAAAAUAAUGUCCGUACCUUGUACCUAUAUAAACGUAGGCAAUACAUUCUUCCAUUCCAUUGUACUGUGAGCUGUACUUUCACUUGCUUGACAUUUCCCUUUUAAUUUGAGACGCUUCCUUGAGCUCGAGUUGCAAUAUAACACUUAACACUGUUGAACAAUGUAACUAAUCGGUCGCCUAAGUCGGCAACGCUUAAGUGGCUCCCAUGGAGGCGACGAUGACCGCUUCUCGUCAGGCGGCUCGUCUGCUCGUUUGCUGACUAUACUAUAAUAUUACAUAACAUAAUAUAUUGUAGGUAUCGCACGAACAUAUUAGAACAUCUGCGGGAUGGUUAAAAUGGAGGCAGCUCACGAGAGUAAUGUGCGAUGUUAAAAUUCCACUGAGGGUAAAAGGAAAAUAAGACCGCGAUUAGACCCGCCAUACUCCAUGGUUCUGAAUGCUGGGUCACUACUAAACAACACCUAAACAAACUCCAUUCUGCAGAAAUACGCAUGCAAGUCGGCGGGCGUCACUCUGAUGGAUAAAGUAAGGAACGAAUAUGUCAGCUUUAAAGUUGCUCCUAUUAACGAGAAAGUUAUUGAAAAACGCCUUAGAUGGUACGGACAUAUACAAAGACGACCCGAAGACCAUAUCGUCAAAACAGCCUUAAACUUGCCGACGACGAAGCGUGGAAGCGGAAGGCCACUUGGUUCACGACGGUCCAAAAAGACCUUAUAGUACAAAAGAUCGACAAGAACCUAACCAGGAAUCGUGCCACCUAGAGGCUUAGGACAAGGAAGGCCGACCCCAAAUAGGAAUAAAGGUCCUGGAUGAUGAUGAUUGUAGGUAUCGCACUGCAAUACUAAAAAGGCACAGACUUGCACCAUCAUUGUACUUAAAGUAUCAGUUAUUGUAGUACUUACAAAUCCGCUUACAAUUUUAUAUAAAAUUUAAAACUCUUGAAUGACACCUACAUACCUAAUACUUACUCCUCCAGUUAUUCAACACAAAUGAUGGUCAAUUCAUAAAAAAACCCGGUUUAUAAUAACGUAGAACCACAAUUUUGGAAAGGACAUUUUGCAUUAACAUCCUCUAGAGACCAUCCGAUUGGUUUUGCAACUCCGGUGUUGCAGCAACUUUAGCAUCCGAAGCUAUUAUGACAUACAUACCUGCUAACUAUUCAGCGAUAGGUAGGUAUUGUUAGAGGUGUCGUUAAAAUGUAUUAUUUUAUACUACGUCGGUGGGAAACAAGCAUACGGCCCGCCUGAUGGAAAGCGGUUACCGCAGCCUAUGGACGCCUGCAACUCCAGAGGUGUCAUGCGCGUUGCCUACCCUGACACCCUCGUUGCGCGUUGAGCUCUGGCAACCUUACUUACAACACUAUGAGUAAGGUCGCUGGGGUAGUAAUUUCAGGGUGAAGUCUUAUACGACAUGAAGGUGGAUACCAGACCUGUGAGCGGUUUAUGGAGCGCAUGUACCCUCUAUAGUAGGGAGCGUUAAUGUACUGAAUGUAGGGUG